Rotaria sp. Silwood2 is the source of this 741-nucleotide messenger RNA. The record is from the annotation of a GenBank genome assembly. NCBI's taxonomy places the organism in Eukaryota, Metazoa, Rotifera, Eurotatoria, Philodinida, Philodinidae.
AUGAAUCUAAAUUCUGAUUCCAUUCAAUUAGAUUCAUCAUUUUCGAUCGGUAAAAAUCGUGUAAGAUCAAUGGUUAAUCAACUUAAUGCUGCUGUAUCAUCAUCUCGUCCAACUAUUCCAUCGGCAACUUCUGCUAAACGUACAUCAAUUCCAUCAUCAUCGGUCAACGCUCGUCGUCCAGUCUCUUUGGAACCAAUAACUAAUUCAACAAUAUCAACUAAUAAAACUGCGAUAACACCACUAAGUCGUCCAUCACUUCAACGAGCAAUGACAAUUAAUAAUACUCCCAUAAUACCAUCGCCACCAUCAAUACCCCCAACAACGAAUAAUAAUAUUUCAUCGACUUACAAACGAAAAACUCCACUUAUUCGUUCAACAUCAAAUGUAAAAGAAGGUCUUCUUCGUUGGUGUCAAGCACAAGUUGCCGGUUAUUCUAAUGUAUCAGUAACUAAUCUUUCAUCAUCAUGGUCAGAUGGACUUGCUUUUUGUGCUCUAACACAUCAUUUUUUUCCUGAUGCAUUUGAUUUUAAUAGUUUAUCACCUGCAAAUCGUAAAGAAAAUUUUGAGCUUGCUUUUCAUAUUGCCGAAGAACGUGCCGGUGUACCACAAUUACUUGAUGUUUCGGAUAUGCUUCUUAUGGGCAAUACACCUGAUUAUAAAUGUAUAUUCACUUAUCUUAAUUCAUUUUUGGCUAAAGUUAAAGACAUUCAUCCAACAACUAACCAUGUUGAACAUCAUUAA